This is a messenger RNA of Humulus lupulus (European hop), 1793 nucleotides long. Its product is annotated as endoglucanase 20-like. Gene Ontology annotation, molecular function: hydrolase activity, hydrolyzing O-glycosyl compounds. The transcript has 8 exons. NCBI's taxonomy places the organism in Eukaryota, Viridiplantae, Streptophyta, Magnoliopsida, Rosales, Cannabaceae. Bases 62 to 1582 code for a protein of 506 amino acids. The record is from RefSeq and is a predicted model, not a curated record. Gene Ontology annotation, biological process: carbohydrate metabolic process.
GAUAGAGUUUCAUAUAUAAGUUAUUAUAAUUAGCUUAUAUCAAGAUCUCUUGGAAAUUAAUAUGGAGAAGUGUGGAGUGGUAUUUUGGGGUACUUUGGCAUUUUUAUAUGUACUAUUGUUUAGUGUGAAAAUGUCGUCUGCUACUAAUAAUAAUGAUAAUUAUGACUAUAAAGAAGCCCUCGACAAGGCCAUUUUGUUCUUUGAAGGGCAAAGGUCAGGGAAGUUGCCGGCCAGCCAGCGAGUUCAUUGGAGGGGUGACUCUGCCCUCUCCGAUGGCAACCCUGAGAAAGUUGAUUUGGUGGGAGGGUACUAUGAUGCAGGUGACAAUGUCAAGUUUGGAUGGCCCAUGGCAUUUUCGGUUAGCUUGUUGAGUUGGGCUGCGGUUGAGUAUAGGGCCCAAAUAUCUUCUGCCAAUCAACUGGGCCAUCUUCACAAUGCAAUCCGUUGGGGAACUGACUUCAUUCUGAAGGCCCAUACUUCACCCACCACUCUUUAUACCCAGGUAGGGGAUGGAAAUUCAGAUCAUCAGUGUUGGGAGCGUCCUGAAGACAUGGACACGUCCCGAGCACUAUACAAAAUCACUUCUGGUUCUCCGGGCACUGAGGUGGCAGCCGAGGCUGCGGCUGCUCUUGCUGCUGCCUCAAUUGCAUUUAAAGAGGAUGAUUCCAGUUACUCAUCAAGGCUAUUAAGCCAGUCACAAUCACUAUUUGAAUUUGCAGACAAAUAUAGAGGAUCUUACCAGGGUUCUUGCCCUUUCUAUUGCUCAUACUCUGGCUACCAGGAUGAGCUGUUAUGGGCAGCGAGUUGGCUAUACAAGGCCAGUGGGAAUAACAAGUACUUGAACUAUGUUUCAAGCAACAAAGGGUGGAGCCAUGCGGUGUCUGAAUUCAGCUGGGAUAACAAGUUUGUAGGAGCUCAGGCAUUACUAGCCAAGGAAUUCUAUGGUGGAAAGAAGGAUUUGGAGAAGUACAAGAGUGAUAUUGAGUCCUUUGUUUGUGCUGUCAUGCCAGGGAGUAGCUCUGUACAAAUCAAAACCACUCCAGGGGGUUUAUUGUAUACGAGAGAUAGCAGUAAUUUGCAGUAUGUGACAACAUCGACCAUGGUGUUAUCCAUCUAUGCCAACACCUUAAAUUCUGCUCAUAUUGGGGGAGUCCAAUGUGGCUCCACAAAAUUCUCUGCCUCUCAAAUCAGAGCCUUUGCAAAAUCACAGGUGGAUUAUAUAUUAGGAAGCAAUCCUAUGAAAACAUCAUACAUGGUUGGAUUUGGGAGCAAAUAUCCCACUCAACUGCACCACAGAGGCUCAUCCAUUCCCUCUCUGAGUACUCACAAAGCAAAGGUGAGCUGCAACGAAGGCCAAACAGUCUACUUCCCAUCAACCAAACCAAAUCCAAACAUUCAUAUGGGAGCUCUUGUUGGAGGCCCUAAUUCUAAUGACCAAUUCACUGAUGUGAGAUCAGACUAUUCCCACUUGGAACCCUCCACCUAUAUGAAUGCUGCUUUUGUAGGUUCGGUGGCCGCUUUACUAUCCCUAAAGGCAGAAGAAUCUUCUUUGGUGAUGCAACCUCAAAUUAACUACAAAUAAUAUCUAUGGUUGAUGAUAUAUAUCAAGGCUUGAAAAUCAAUUGGCUAUAUAAAUAAGCAUUAGUAUAGUACUAUUAUUAAUGCUGCCUCUAUUAUAGUUAUAGUAAUCAAUGUGUGAAAGAAGUUAUUAUUAGGCUUUGUAACUAGUGGGGCUAACAUUAUUAUGCUAUGAAAUUGUAAUAGGUGAUUAAUAUAUUACUAGCUUUCUUGAA